Messenger RNA from Adineta steineri, 1416 nucleotides. NCBI's taxonomy places the organism in Eukaryota, Metazoa, Rotifera, Eurotatoria, Adinetida, Adinetidae. The record is from the annotation of a GenBank genome assembly.
AUGAUAAAUAUCUUACUAAAACGUUCAUUAGUACGAUAUUAUUCGAUAUCUAAAAGAUAUUUUUCAACAAAUACUAGUGAUGUUUUUAAAUUACAAGAACAUGGAUUUUUUUGUGAUAAUUUAGCUGAAGUCGAUGCGAAUCUUAGAAAACUUGUUACAUCAAAACAACAGACAAUCUAUUGUGGAUUUGAUCCAACAGCUAAAUCAUUACAUAUUGGUAAUUUAGUUGGUUUAAUUGGAUUAUUGCAUUGGCAACGAGCUGGUCAUCAACCUAUUGCACUCUUAGGCAGUGCCACAGUAUUAAUUGGUGAUCCAUCUGGCCGAUCACAAGAACGUAAACAACAUUUAACUAAUGACGAUAUUGUAUCUAAUACAGAAAAUAUUGAACGUUUAAUUCAAUUAAUAUUUCAAAAUCAUGAGAAAUAUUUUUGGAAAGAACAACAAAAGAAAUUAUCACCAUUAACGGUAGUGAAUAAUUUAUCAUUUUAUGAUAAUAUGAACACAAUUACAUUUGUGUCAACCUAUGGUCCACAUUUCCGAAUGAAUCCAUUACUUUCACGUAAAGUAAUUAAAACACGUCUUGAAACAUCUCAUGAUGGUUUGGGUUAUAAUGAAUUUAGUUAUCAACUUUAUCAAGCUUAUGAUUGGUAUUGUUUACUUAAAAAAUAUAAUUGUCGAUUUCAACUCGGUGGUGUUGAUCAAAUCGGUAAUAUGCGAACAGGACAUGACUUUAUUUCACGUAUGACAAAUUUCGAAGAAGAUACUUAUGGUGUUACUGUACCAUUAAUAACAAAUGAAAGUGGAGAAAAAUUAGGUAAAAGUCUUGGAAAUGCUUUAUGGCUUGAUGAAAAUCUUUCGACACCAUAUGAAUGUUAUCAACAUUUUCGAAAUACACCCGAUUCAAAAGUAGAAGAAUAUUUAAAAAUAUUUACAUUUCUUCCAUUAAAUGAAAUUCAACAACUUAUGGAAACACAUCGAAAUAAACCUCAUGAAUAUGCUGCUCAAAUUAAAUUAGCUAAACAAAUAACAUUAUUAGUGCACGGAGAGCAAGGACUUGAAUCUGCUAUACGUAGUACACAAGCAAUGUUUGCACAAAAUAUUGAUUUACUUCAUAAUCUAACAGAAAAAGAAAUCAAUGGUCUAUCUUAUGGCGUUCCGACUAUUCAAAUGGAACUUAAUCCUGAAUUAACAUUACUCGAUGUUUGUAUGUCUGCGCAAUGUUUUUCAAAUAAAUCUGUUGCACUCAAAGUGAUCAAUGAUGGUGGUGUUUAUGUUAAUCAUAAGAAGGUAUCAAAUCCUCAAGCAAUUUUUGUUUUUGGUGUUCAUAUAAUACCCAAUAUGAUCACUGUAUUGCGUGUUGGAAAGAAAAAUUUCUAUAUGAUUCGAUGGACAAAUACGGAUAUAACAUUGCGUUAA